Rubroshorea leprosula is the source of this 985-nucleotide messenger RNA. The record is from the annotation of a GenBank genome assembly. NCBI's taxonomy places the organism in Eukaryota, Viridiplantae, Streptophyta, Magnoliopsida, Malvales, Dipterocarpaceae.
AGCACGUACCCUUCGGAAACUAACCGCCCCAUUUCCGUCGCUAAAGAUGUCAGGUUUACCAGAAUAUCCGCCAUUUCAUUGUACCCGCCGUAAUGCAGGAGUGUUUGGAUGAAAUCCUUCACCUGACUCAAGCCGUCGAAAUGAUGGUGAGGUCCACCUGGGCCGGGAGCCGGCGCCGGAGCCAGGGAUGGACCCGGCGCCAUCGCAUCGUAGAUUGGAAGCACCGGUGGCGCGCCGACCGGCACAGGUGCCGCGGGUUUCUUCAACCGGUGGGUCCGCGGAUCUACCUCAGGCGCACCCUCGGGCAAAACUGCCGAUAUCGACUGCAGAUUGCGUCUCCGGUUAAAAUCCUCCUGAACCGAACGGGGAAUCAGGAGCUGCUUAAUCCCGUGGAUGACACCGUCGGGUCGGAUCACAUCAUCCGGUCGGACGACCUCAGCAGAAUCCACAGUCUUCUUCCCGGAGCCACCCUUGGUGGUCAAGUGAACACGGUCGUUCCACAAAGUCUGGUGCUUUACCGACCCGGACUUCUCAUCAGGCCAUUCCCGGGAACCAAUUCGUUUAGGAAUAAUGUGGAACAUCAAGAGCGUCUGGAGAGACUUCCUGUUGCCGGGUUCAAGCAAGAAGCGUUUGAACUCCGGGUCAAGGUCCCGCUCCAAAGCUUCAUUUCUGGGUGCAAAAACGGUAAUAUUGUGUUUUCCAACAGCUUCCUCAAGAGUCUGAAGAAGCAAAGCCUUCUCAACGAGUUCCGCCAGUUCCGUAUAAUGGGAGUCAAGCAAAGCAACAAGAACGGAGUUGGAGUUGAUUUGGCCUGAUUUGGGAUACGGGUUUUGCUGCAAUGAGGUGGUAGAAGAGAAGAAGAGGAAUAUGAGUAAGGAGGAGAAGAAGAGCUUGGAGACGCCAUAGAUGUGAGAAUCCAUGGAACCCAAGAGGGGAAAUGCUGGAACACUGAAAGAGAAGCAAGAGCAAGAAUUUUAGUUUGGAU